Molecule: messenger RNA, 2323 nt
Organism: Cryptomeria japonica (Japanese cedar)
Lineage: Eukaryota; Viridiplantae; Streptophyta; Pinopsida; Cupressales; Cupressaceae
Product: non-specific phospholipase C6
Exons: 3
Coding region: 422-1978 (518 amino acids)
Biological process (GO): phospholipid catabolic process
Molecular function (GO): hydrolase activity, acting on ester bonds
Source: RefSeq, a predicted model, not a curated record
AGCUCAAUAAAUUACAGCAGGAUAUAUCUUACUCUGGGUAACAUUCCACAUUAAAUGCCACCUGCCUUACAGAAGGACGUUUCUGUCACGAUCUUCCAAAAAGUGCCACCCAAGCCCAGAAUUCCUUCGCACGUGUAUAAUAAUAAUACCCACUUUCUAUUCCUCCUCGCCCACAAAAGUUUUCCUUCGGAUUUUCUUCAUCAUAUGUUUCCCACUUCAAUUCUGUAUAGAAAUCAUUCUCCUUGUUCAAAUUUGCAGUACUUUCUUCAUCAUAUAGUACCCACUUCAAUUGGUUUUUCAUAUAGUACCCACUUCAAUUGUGUAUAAAAACCAUUCUCCUUGUUUGAAUUUGCAGGACUUAUGGUACCCACUUCAAUUCUGUAUUAAAACCAUUCUCCGUGCUCUGAUUUUUGCAGCAAACAUGAAAGUUUUCAGCAGGCAAAAGCACAAGAGUUUUCUGAAUCUCUUCUUAGUUUUUCUGCUGCUUUUGCUGCCUUCAGCCCGCAGCAUAGAUGGACCCAUAAAGACCAUUGUAGUCCUGGUAAUGGAAAAUCGGUCCUUCGACCACAUGGUGGGCUGGAUGAAAAGGUUAAACUCAGAAAUCAAUGGAGUAACGGGGCAGGAAUCGAACCCGGUAUCUACCACAGAGGAAAACUCUCUCAGAGUCUACUUCAAGGACGAUGCACGGUUCGUGGAUCCAGAUCCAGGCCACAUGUUCGAGUCGGUGCGUGAGCAGGUCUUCGGUUCGAAUCUCACCACCGCCAAUCCUCCCCCCAUGAAUGGCUUCGUACAGAACGCUCUCAGCAUUUCCAAAAACCUCUCAGAAACCGUCAUGAAGGGCCUCAAGCCCGAAUUGAUUCCCAUCUACACUGAGCUUGUGAAAGAAUUUGCGAUAUUUGACCGAUGGUUUUCUUCUUUGCCUGGCCCGACGCACCCCAAUAGGCUUUUCGUCUACUCUGGCACUUCACAUGGCGCUACCAGUCACAUUGCCAAGCAAUUGGCUGUUGGGUACCCACAGAAAACCAUAUUUGAAUCUCUUCAUGAGUCUGGCCUUUCAUUCGGCAUCUAUUACCAGAACAUUCCCGCCACUCUGUUUUACAGAAAUCUCAGGAAGCUCAAGUAUAUUCCGAAGUUUCAUCAUUAUGGCCUGAAAUUCAAGCGCCAUGCCAGAAAGGGGAAAUUGCCUAACCUGACUGUUAUUGAGCCUCGGUACUUUGAUCUCAAGCUUUUCCCGGCUAAUGAUGAUCAUCCUGCUCAUGAUCUUGCCAAUGGGCAGAAAUUGGUGAAGGAGGUGUAUGAGACUCUGAGGCAGAGCCCUCAGUGGAACGAGACCCUGUUUGUGCUUACCUAUGAUGAACAUGGAGGAUUCUAUGACCAUGUGCCCACCCCUGUUAGGAACGUUCCUAGCCCUGAUGGCAUUGUUGGCCCUCAUCCCCAUUUCUUCAAAUUUGAUAGAUUGGGGGUCAGAGUGCCCACUAUUAUGAUCUCCCCCUGGAUCACAAAAGGAACAGUGGUCCAUCGUCCCAGUGGGCCUUUUCCCAGUUCAGAGUAUGAGCAUUCUUCUAUACCUGCAACUGUGAGGAAAAUGUUCAAUCUGAGCUCUAAUUUCCUUACAUACAGAGAUGCCUGGGCUGGGACUUUUGAAAGUGUGAUCAAUGUCAAGGGGACACCUCGGACUGAUUGCCCAGUGGUGCUGCCAGAGGUGAAGGCUCUGAGAGAGAGCCCUGCUAAUGAAACAGGGAAGCUGAGUGAAUUCCAGAAGGAAAUGGUACAGCUUGCUGCAGUCAUCAAUGGAGACCACAUUCUCAAGAGUUAUCCUGAUGAAAUUGGAAAACGAAUGAAUGUGAGAGAGGCCAAUGCUUACGUGGAAGAUGCCAUGUCACGCUUUGUGGAAGCCAGCAUGGAGGCCAUCAAAAUGGGUGCACCUGAUUCCACCAUUGUAGAAAUGAGACCUUCUCUAACUACCAGGAAUCCCUGAUCAUGUAAAGUUGUGAGAUUUUGAGUGUGCAGAGAAUAUAGUGGGGCACAAGUGAUCCUUCAAAUCAUUCAAGUGGGACACGAUAAAGUGUGUAGAGAAUAUAGUUUCCUUUGAAUCCUCUCUGCAAAAGGCAAAGUGGGAUUCUCUACUUCCAAAUUUACUUUUAUUGAUGUUAAUGGGUUUUAAUUUUGUAUAUUUUUGUGUUGGGAAUAUAUUAAAAUAAUAAAUAUUUAUUUGUGAAGGGUUAAAGCAUUGGAUUCUUAUUGUGAAGGACAUUUUAAGUUGCAACUAUUGGUUUUAUUUUGUGUUGGGAAUAUAUUAAAAUAAUAAAUAUUUGUUUGUGAA